Acanthamoeba castellanii str. Neff is the source of this 546-nucleotide messenger RNA. RefSeq names its product PH domain containing protein. The transcript is spliced from 5 exons. The record is from RefSeq and is a predicted model, not a curated record. The coding region runs from base 1 to 546 and encodes 181 amino acids. NCBI's taxonomy places the organism in Eukaryota, Discosea, Longamoebia, Acanthamoebidae.
AUGGCGGAGGAGGUGGCUGGUGCAAUUCUUGAGGUCGUUCUAGAAGUGGUGCUCUCCGGCGUGGUGGAGGCAGUGUGCAGCGCCAGGACAGAGAGUUCCUCGACAACAACCACCACAACCACCACCACCGCUUCCUCUACGAGCUCGUCCUCGUCCUCGUCGGUAUCCCAGAGCCCCAGCCCCUUUGGCUACACCAAGCGGGUCACCAAGGCCGGCUACCUCGUCAAGGAAGGGCACCUGUGGAAGUCUUGGAAGAGGCGAUGGUUCACGCUACGCGGCACCGUCCUCACCUACCACGAGUCUUGUGAGCGCUACACUGACUCGCACUACGGCGACCGCACGUGCAUAGUGGUGGAGGACAAGCAGAACGAGGGCAAGGUGUUCUACCUGUUCCCCACAUGUGGCGGUGGCGGCACACAAACGAGCGAGGAGGAGCAGAUCAUGGACUGGAUGACGGCCAUCGACAAAUGCCAGGCCAAGGCGGCCCUCGCCUCACAACCGGUCUUAGCACCUCCCACGGGAAUACGGCAGAGAUUCUCGCUUUGA